This is a messenger RNA of Synchiropus splendidus (mandarinfish), 1870 nucleotides long. It is a transcript of the gene lmod2a, whose product is annotated as leiomodin 2 (cardiac) a. The coding region runs from base 93 to 1631 and encodes 512 amino acids. Gene Ontology annotation, molecular function: actin binding; tropomyosin binding. NCBI's taxonomy places the organism in Eukaryota, Metazoa, Chordata, Actinopteri, Syngnathiformes, Callionymidae. The record is from RefSeq and is a predicted model, not a curated record. Gene Ontology annotation, biological process: pointed-end actin filament capping; muscle contraction; myofibril assembly. The transcript has 3 exons. Gene Ontology annotation, cellular component: myofibril; striated muscle thin filament.
CUGACCUGAUGAAGGAGACGCAUCAGAGCAUGCUAGACGGCAUCUAAGAGGUCCUACCAUCUUAGUAAGAAGGUUUGAAACCAGCAGGAACCAUGAGCACCUUCGGUUAUCAGAAGGAGCUGAAAAAAUACGAAGAGCUGGACGAAGAGGAGCUUCUUGCCACGCUGUCUAGUGAGGAGCUUGAAGAACUGGAAAGGGAGCUGGCAGAACUGGACCCCGAUGACAACGUGCCUAUUGGCCUGCGACAGAAAGACCAGACUGCCAAAAUCCCCACAGGAAACUUUGACCGAGACGCUCUACUCAAGUAUUGGGAAGAAGAGAACCACAGAAUUCUGGAGGAGAAGUUAAGCCCAGAAAAGGAGGAGCAGCAUGAUAAGAGCAGGCACGAGGGGGAGAAGGCAAACAUCAGCAAUGCCGACAAGUCUCCAGAGCACAUCAAGAGCACAGACGACAGGAAGAAGGUCUUGCAGAAGGGGAAGAAGCUCUCAAGUGUGGAGAGCAAGAAGACCACAAAAGAGCAGGAUGCUGAAAAGAAAGACGAGUGCAAGACGGAAGUGCAAGACAAGAAAACCAGACCAGACCAGACCAGUGCAGCUGUCACACCUGACAGAGCAAGUGGGAACCCGAUCAUCAUCGAGGACGCUCUGGAGCAGGUUCUCCGUGACGAUCCACUUAUGAGUGAGGUCAACCUGAACAACAUCGAGGACGUGUCGCAGGAGACGCUGCUCCGCUUUGCGGAGGCCCUCAGCUCAAACACUCACGUCUGUGUUUUCAGUCUGGCCAACACUCACGCUGACGACCGGGUGGCAUUUGCCAUUUCCAAAAUGCUCUGCGAGAACACCUCCAUAAGAAACCUGAACAUCGAGUCCAACUUUGUGACCGGUCAGGGGAUCCUGGCUCUGCUGGCAGCGCUCCAUCACAACAGGACUCUGGUGGAGCUGCGCUUCCACAACCAGAGACACAUCUGUGGUGGGAAGGUGGAGAUGGAGAUGGUCCGGCUGCUGAGAGAAAACACCACUCUGCUCAAGCUGGGCUACCAGUUCGACCUGCCCGGACCAAGGAUGACAGCCACAAGUAUCCUGACUCGAAACCAGGACCAGCAGCGCCAACAGCGGCUCCAACAAAAGAAGGAGCAGACUCCUUCGCUGACAAUAGGCCACACCGCCGAUACAGCCACUGAACGGAAGCUGCCAAAGAAGCCGCCUUUGUCCUCCAAAGCAGCUGAGAACGCCAACAAAAACACAAUAAAGCCCACCCAGAAUCCAUCUGAGCCGCCCACCAGGAAGAUAGCAGAAACAGUAAAGCAACAUGAAGGUCUGAACAGCAUUAAAGGCCAGUGCAACCAGAGGAAACCAAAAUCCAAAAAGCUGAAGAAUGGCUCAAACGAAAAGGAGAGCGUUGACAUCCUCAAAGAACUCAAGAACUCUCUGAGACCCUCGGUGCAGAAAAGACGGGAGGAGCCUUCACACCUGCCGCUGCCACAAAGGUCGAGCCGUGACGACCUGAUGGCAGCAAUUCGUGGAAGCAGCAUCAGGUCCCUCAAAAGGGUGAGACUUCCUUCUGCGCCUGUCAGAGGAUGGAGGAAUUAUUUUCCUCCUGAGCAACAUAAUGUGGCCACUCAAAGCCAUUAGAGGCCUCACAGUGGAGUUGAAGCAGACUUGAACCUGGAUGCUGCUCUGGACUCUGAUCUUUGCCCUUCAGUUUUUGACUCACUAAACUACAAUUUCCACAUUGUCACUUUGUGUUAUGAUGAAUAUGACAUCACUGUAAAUAUCGUGAGGAAAUGAAAGCGUAUGUUUUAGUCACUCAGCAACAUUUUUUCUAUGUUUUAACAAUCUGGAUAGAAAUCCACAGUUUUGGGAUCUGUAGA